CAGCUCUGCUUUUGGUAUCAACCAUUCCUAUCUCACGGUGAAUGGGCCCUGUCGGUUCUAGGGCUUGCUGCCACAACUGAACCGUGACUUGGGUGUCGCAAAAUUGUGCCCGUGGCUGGAUUUCAGAAUCACAGUGCAACUCACCCGAUACUGGUUGCGGCGCCAUGUGCUGCGGCUGACUCCAUUCGAUGAAACAAUGGACGGCAGGGGCCAUAUAUAACCAAAUCCAAUCGAGUUGAGAAUUUAAAAGAUAGCAGUGAAUGCUUCUAAUAACCGUCUCCUUCCUGCUCUGUUGAUGACACAGGCACGAUCGCCAUGGGCCAAGGCUACUCCAUCACCACCCUCUCGGCAGGGUCUGCGGGUAUCGAUAUCCCAGAGCUUGCCGAUCUUGUGUAUGAGAAAUCUCUGGGGACUGCGAGGUUUAUGAAAAGUAUACGAGCUCGACAGCAUAAUGGCCUGGUCUUUGUUAAAGCGAUCAUGAAACCAUAUCCAAGCUUGCAGUUAGACCCAUAUGAAAGAGCUAUCAGGCGCGAACGCAACAUAUUGAGGGAUAUCCCGAACGUCCUCUCAUAUCAGCGGAUUGUCGAGACUGGAACUGGAGGGUAUCUGGUUCGGCAAUACAUACAUAGUUCUCUGUAUGAUCGAAUGAGCACUCGACCUUUCUUAGAGGAUAUGGAAAAGAAGUGGAUAACCUUUCAGCUUCUGUGUGCUCUUCGUGAGUGCCACUCCCAAAAUAUCUUCCACGGAGAUAUAAAAACUGAAAAUGUCCUGGUUACUUCGUGGAACUGGGUGUACCUGUCCGACUUCUCUUCGUCUUUUAAACCAACUUUUCUUCCUGAAGAUAAUCCUGCCGACUUUUCAUUCUACUUCGACACCUCUGGCCGCAGGACUUGCUAUCUUGCACCGGAACGAUUUUUAAGUGCUGGAGAAGACCCAGGAGACCGCCAGGUCAAUUGGGCUAUGGAUGUCUUUAGCGCUGGAUGUGUUAUUGCAGAACUCUUCCUAGAAUCGCCCAUCUUCACGUUAAGCCAACUUUACAAAUAUCGCAAAGGCGAAUACAGUCCAGAGCAAGGCCCACUAGCAGAGAUUCGAGAUCCAGAUGUCAGGGAGCUAAUCCUACAUAUGAUAAGCAUCGAUCCAGAAUCGCGUUACUCAGCGGAGGAAUGCCUGAACUUCUGGCGCAAGAAGACAUUUCCUGAAUAUUUUUAUAGUUUUCUUCACCAAUACAUGGGAUUAAUUACGGACCCGACGUCGGGCCGUAUGGGAAUGGAUAUCAAUGCCGCAGAUUUACAUGAAGCGGAUGAUAGGAUCGAGAGGGUCUUUCUUGAUUUUGACAAAAUAUCCUAUUUUUUGGGAUCGAAUCCUCAAACUGCCCUAGGUGGGACGAGGGAGACCACUCCACUAUUAACUCAUCAAGCUGAUAUUAUGCAACUGGAUUUACUCACAUCCGAUAGCCAGACUGCUAAAUCUCCACCGAACGAGGUAGAUGGCAUCUUGAUAUUCCUCACAUUGGUCGUGUCGAGCUUGCGAAAUACCGCCAAGUCGUCUGCUAGAGUGAAAGCAUGCGAUAUCCUCCUAGCUUUUGCUGAGAGGGUACCCGACGAAGCAAAACUGGACAGAAUUCUACCAUUCGUCAUGUUGUUGUUGAACGACCGUUCAGACGUUGUCAAGGUUGCAGCCAUCCGCACACUGACUCAGCUUUUAGCUAUGGUGAAAGUCGUAUCGCCGGUUAAUGCCUACAUUUUCCCGGAGUAUCUGUUUCCAAGGCUUCAACCGUUUAUACUAGGAUCGAAUGGCAAUCCCAGCCCCACGGUCAGAGCAGCAUAUGCCUCUUGUAUUGCCUCGCUUGCUCACACAUCUCUUCGAAUUUUAGAUAUGGUACAAGCACUGCGAUCUGAUGUCCGUCUAAUGGCUCUAAUCCCAGCUGGGUCUGAAACAGGCUGGACGGAAGAUGCCUCGUACCACAAUCUUUAUGAUGUUGCUCGCGUGGAUUUGUUAGAAUUCUUUGAAGCUCAUGCAAAAGCACUUCUAACGGAUCCCGAUGUCUCCGUUCGCCGCGCCUUUCUAGGCUCUGUUUCCAGUCUCUGCGUGUUCUUUGGCAGCCCUAAAGCGAGUGAGGUUAUUUUAAGCCAUUUGAAUACAUAUCUGAACGACGAGGACUGGAUUCUCAAAUGUGCCUUUUUCGAGGCGGUGGUUGGGGUUGCUACGUACGUUGGUAGUAUCAGUCUUGAAGAAUUCAUUCUUCCACUCAUGGUUCAAUCCAUGGCUGAUCCCGAAGAGUUUGUUGUCGAGAGAGCCCUCAGAUCACUUGCCAGCAUGGCUCGGUUAGGUCUUUUCCAGAGGUCAACCACCUGGGAUCUUCUCUACAUUGUUGUUCGGUUUUUUGUACAUCCGAGCAUUUGGAUUCGGGAGGCUGCUGUGAAUUUUGUGGUUGCCUCCACAUCCUUUUUGUCCGUGGCAGAUAAAUACUGUAUUGUAUCGCCUCUUGUUCGCCCGUUUCUCAAGGCUAAUACGACGGAUAUCUCGACAUCUCAGUUAUUGGAUGCCCUCAAAAGGCCGCUCCCCAAAAACGUAUAUGAUAUGUCCCAGGUUUGGGCUAUAAAGGCGGAAAAGGGGGUCUUCUGGGAAUCGGCGGCCCAAGAUGGCACAUUCAUCUUAGGUGGUGCCGCAGCUACAAACUUUGGGAAAUUACGCCGAUCAGCGUUGAGUAAUAUAGCGAAAAACGAAGAAGAUCAACAGUGGAUCGGCCGCCUCAGAAACUUAGGCAUGGGUCCGGAAGACGAAUUUAAACUACUUGCUCUAAAGGAGUACAUCUGGCGCAUAGCUACGAGAAGGCUCAAAGGACCUUCAGGGACUCAGAAAGCGGUCGUACCGGAUAUUGUUCCCUUGAGUCAAUACGACAUAACACCACAAACGGUUUUUUUUGAUAAGAAGCAAGGACCAAGGCAACAACAUUCACAGCCACCUGCAAGGGGAACCUACCCGUCAGACGGCGAGAGAAAGACCCAUACAAUUGCAGACGCCUUAUUGGACGCUUCGAGCACAAUUGAUGGGAACGAUCCUUUGCGAAGGCAUGGUAUCGGUCGCAGCGGUAGACAACACAGUUCCGAAGUUGUGUCGACUCUAUCUCGACAACGCACGUUAGAAUCUCUGAAAUGCGACUCUUCAACAGCUACCUCUCCUCCACAUGUUCAGCCGGAAUCCGUGAGCUCCUCUGCAGCAGCUUCAGAUGCUGAGCGAAGAGAUACUGGCGAUCGGAUGAGGCAAGGGAAGGCACUCGUCAGGUCCGAUUCAUCAGCACAAGGAUCAGAGAGUUCAUAUCUAAGAGCCAGAGGCGACGAUAUCAGGCGCCGAUCCAGCCCAAUCCACCUUCUUAAUCGCCAAGAGAACUACAAAGCCUAUGCCGAAACUGGGACCACCUCUACAAAUGUGCUCGGGGAGGUUGAUACUCCCCUCCCUAGGAGCUCACCUCAAACACCGACUAUUGCAGCUUCAAAUAGUGGAAAUGCAGUAGAGCCUGUUCGACAAUAUCGAGCAAACCAUACGUACCGUGGUAACGACCCGACGAUCUUGAAGCUCCUCGAUGCAGUUUUUGCAGAAAAUUACCCCACCGAUCUAUUUGAUUUUGGGCCAGUUGUUGCUCCGGUUUCUAGUCGAAGUCCGAUCAAAAAGGCCAGCGGGCAAUUAGCAAAUACACCUUGGAGACCACAGGGAAAUUUGGUUGCACUCUUUGGCGAACACACAGGUCCCAUCAAUAGAGUUGCUGUAGCACCUAAUCAUGCCUUUUUCGUCACUGCUUCGGACGAUGGUACUGUUAAGGUGUGGGAUACGACUCGCCUGGAAAAGAACUUGACUCCACGAUCCCGCCAAACGCACCGUCAUGCCGCAGGAACGAAAGUUAAAUGUGUCACUUUUGUGGAAAACACUUACACCUUCAUAAGUGCUGCCACAGACGGGAGCGUUCACGCAGUCCGAAUCGAUUAUCAAAAUUAUAAUGACACAGUUCGAUAUGGCAAGCCACAUAUUGUUCGGCAAUAUCAGAUAACCCCAUCCGGGGGAGAGAAUGAGUAUGCUGUUUGGAUGGAACAUUACCGUACAGACGUGCAUUCUCUACUCCUAAUGGCCACCAAUCGAUCCAAAAUUAUCGGUCUUGACUUGAAAUCAAUGAAUGAGGUGUUCAUUCUCCGAAACCCAGUCCACUACGGAAUGCCAACAACAUUUUGCGUCGAUAGAAAGCGAAACUGGCUGCUCAUUGGCACCAUGCACGGUAUACUCAACUUAUGGGAUCUUCGAUUCUGCGUGUUAGUAAAAUCAUGGGGUCUUCCUGGCGGUACGCCAGUUAAUCGGCUCCUCAUACAUCCACUAAAGGGACGGGGCCGAUGGGUUUGCGUCACUGGCGGGGGCAAAAGCGGUUCAGAAGUAAUGGUUUGGGAUAUCGACAAAAUGCAAUGCCGAGAGGUAUAUCGCACCGCUGUCAUUAGUAGUGCAUCCGAUGACAACGGCAAGCCCCCCGCUGCCGCCGCGCAAACACACCGAAACAUCCAUUUUACUCCUGACACAACUUGGAAGGCCUAUGAUCCAUGGCGAGUCGACGACGAAAAGCCCGAAUCUCUCCUUUCCCGCUUCGCAAUGGCGUCCUCGCCCGACUCGUCUUCAAAUAGCGUCACUAACGAUCGAAAUGGCAUCCGCGUCAUCGCCGUUGGCCUUGAUGUCCCUGACCCAAGUGCCCCAACUGGGAAUCAGACCAACAACAACUUCUCAUCGAAGUGUGGCUUCCUCAUUUCCGGCGGCUCUGACCGCAAAAUUCGUUUCUGGGACGUCUCCCAUCCAGACGCGUCGACGAUAAUAAGCUCUCCUGAUAUGAUAUCCGACGGGGCAAGUUUAUCCGCUAAGCCGAGAUAUGAGAUUACAAAUCCAACGCCGUCGUUGACGAUUACGACAGAGUGGCUGCCGAGUUCUGGCGCGUCGACAUCUGCGGCAGGACGAGCCGGUCCCGGCUCGAAGAAAAGCGGCGCUGGUGCGACGGGGGGCGGUGCAGGACGACCACCACGAAGUACGGUGAUCAGUUUGCAGCAGCAGCAGUUGUUAAAGAGCCAUUUAGAUAUCAUUCUUGACAUAGCGGUUUUGGAGGUGCCAUACGGGAUGACAGUAAGUGUGGAUCGGGGAGGGAUGAUAUAUGUCUUUCAAUGA
This is a messenger RNA of Coccidioides posadasii C735 delta SOWgp, 5190 nucleotides long. It is a transcript of the gene VPS15, whose product is annotated as Serine/threonine-protein kinase. Gene Ontology annotation, cellular component: phosphatidylinositol 3-kinase complex, class III, type II; nucleus-vacuole junction; phosphatidylinositol 3-kinase complex, class III, type I. The record is from RefSeq and is a predicted model, not a curated record. Gene Ontology annotation, molecular function: protein binding; protein serine/threonine kinase activity; ATP binding. NCBI's taxonomy places the organism in Eukaryota, Fungi, Ascomycota, Eurotiomycetes, Onygenales, Onygenaceae. Gene Ontology annotation, biological process: late endosome to vacuole transport; autophagy of peroxisome; macroautophagy.